AUGGCAGAGGCAGCCCUCGCAAUACCUUCGAUGGUCGACGGCCUUAGAUCUGGGCAGAGGAAGGUUUUGUUCUGCGCGCUCAAGAGAAAUUUGAUCCAAGAAGCUACUGUGGCAGAGUUUGCUGGCUAUGUGACAGAGCACUCGGCAUUCGACCACGGUCUCCGUCAGCCGAGUCCAGCAAGCACAAUCAUCGGGAUGGCUCAAGAUUUUGUUGGCAGCAACAAUAUCAAUCUUUUGAAGCCCCGUGGCCAGUUUGGUACCAGACUUUCGGGAGGCAAAUAUCCGGGUAAGGCGCACCACAUCUGCACCAGUUUGGCACCUAUCACCCGUUUAAUUUUUCCCAAGGACGAUGAUGUUCUUCUCAACUAUCUGAAUGAAGAAGGGCAAUCGUUUGAACCCAGUUGGUAUCUUCCGGUCAUUCCCAUGGUUUUGGUCAAUGGAUGUAAAGGCUUUGGCAAUGGAUGGAGCAGCCAUGUCCCAAACUAUAAUCCAAAAGACAUCAUUGCUAACCUGAAAAGGCUGCUACAUGGAGAGGCAAUCGUACCAAUGGUCCCUUGGUACAAAGGGUUCAAGGGCUCUGUGAAGGAGAAAAGUUCAAAGGCAGCUGGUGUCAGAUAUACCAUCACUGGUAUUAUAGAGGAAGUUGAUGUUACCAAGCUAAAAAUUACUGAGCUUCCCGUCCGAUGCUGGACUUACGAUUACGGACAAUUUCUUGUAUCCUUGUGUAAGGGCAAGGACAAGGAACCACCGUUUCUGGAGGAAAAAGGACUUGAGAAGACAUUCAAGCUGACAACCACAAUAGGAACAACAAACAUGCGCUUGUUUGACUCGGAUGGUAAAAUUCGAAAAUACGACUCCCCAGAGGACAUACUUAAAGAGUUCUUCAAACUGAGGCUUCAAUUUUAUGGCAGAAGAGAGGCAGUAAUGCUGCAAAAUAUUGGGGAAGAGUUGUUGAAGCUUAAGAACAAAGCGAAGUUUAUUCAUGCUGUUAUCUCCGGGGACAUCGAACUGGUUAAAAGGAAGAAGACAGAGCUAAUCCUGGAGCUUAAGCAGAAGGGAUAUGAACCAUUACCAAAGAGAAACAUUACCGCCGAGCCAGUUGCUGUAGGAGGAGCUACAGAAGUGGAAGCAGAAGGAUUUCAUGUGAUCGAUUAUGAGUAUCUUUUCACAAUGACAAUAGGUACAUUUACUCAUGAGAAGGUACAUGAGCUCAUAGCACAGCAGAAGAAAUUAGAGGACAAAGCUGAAAGUUUGGGCAAAGCAACUCCAAAAACUUUGUGGUUGAGAGACCUAGAUGCCCUUGAAAAGGAACUUGAUGCGAUUGAUGCAAAACUUGAGGAGAUGAGAUGUCGGCGGCAAAAAGACUAUCGAGGCGAGAAGGUGUCUGAAGCAGCAAUAUCAGCAGCCAAAUCUCACAAGGCAAGUGCACCAGUUGCGGUGAGAGAUGACGAGGAUGAAGUGCUCGAACUAAAAGAGUGUUUCUCCUCUCCAAAACAUAGUGCCAUGGAAGAUGAGACUACACAAGGAGAACAAAAAGGACAGAAGAGGAGGAACGAGCCAAGCAAAAUAGAAAACAAUUCUAGUGCUCCUCCAGGGAAGAAGGUGCGAAAAAGCAGCUCGGUUUUGUAG
This is a messenger RNA of Triticum dicoccoides, 1629 nucleotides long. Its product is annotated as DNA topoisomerase 2-like. The coding region runs from base 1 to 1629 and encodes 542 amino acids. Gene Ontology annotation, biological process: DNA topological change; sister chromatid segregation; resolution of meiotic recombination intermediates. The record is from RefSeq and is a predicted model, not a curated record. Gene Ontology annotation, cellular component: nucleus. NCBI's taxonomy places the organism in Eukaryota, Viridiplantae, Streptophyta, Magnoliopsida, Poales, Poaceae. Gene Ontology annotation, molecular function: DNA topoisomerase type II (double strand cut, ATP-hydrolyzing) activity; DNA binding; ATP binding. The transcript has 11 exons.